UCUAUGUAAAUGUUGAAUUUGCCCUUCAACUACCAAUAAAUAUACCCUCCAAGCCUUUUCCCUAUAAAUGAACCCUUCAUUUCCAUGACAACAACACACCCAAAAAUGGCAGAAAAAAGAGGAGAAGAAGAUCCUUCAAAUAACUGUGCAAUAUUUAGUUCCAAGGUGGAAAAAAUGCAGAGUAUCAUACAUGAGUACUCCGCAGGUGGUUGGAACAAAUGUUGGGAGCAAGGAGUGACACCAUGGGAUUUGGGUCAGCCAACGCCUCUCCUGCUACAACUUCUUGAGAACGAAACUCUUCCCAAAGGCAGAGUUCUAGUGCCUGGAUGUGGGGCUGGCCACGACGUAAUUGCAAUUGCAAACCCUGAACGCUAUGUUGUAGGCCUGGAUUUAUCGGAAAAUGGCCUUAAGAGGGCAAGAGAGAUAUCUUCAUCAUCACCAAAUGCAAAAUGUUUUGAGUUUAUAGAGGCGGACUUCUUCACUUGGAGUCCAACUGAGAAAUUUGAUCUCGUUUUUGAUUAUACGUUUUUCUGUGCGAUUGAACCUCGCAUGAGAACAUCUUGGGGAACACAAAUGCAUGAGCUGUUGAAACCAGAUGGAGAGCUCAUAACUCUAAUGUUUCCUUUGCACACUGAUGAACGUGGUGUUGGUCCACCUUAUAAAGUUUCUGCGGCCGAUUAUGAAGAGGUUUUGCAUCCUUGGGGAUUCAAGGCGACUUCUAUAAUGGAUAACGAUCUGGCUGUAGGACAGCGAAAGGGUAACGAGAAGCUUGGGAGAUGGAAGAGGUGUCUUUAAAAGAAUCUCAAUUAUGAAUAAAAGAAGAAAGCUAGUACUCUCGUAUCUAUAGUAAUAUUUCAUCUAUCUGGCUCAUAAACACAGGCAGAGAUGAUGUGACAAUCACAAUGACAACCAUCCUCGGAUGAUACAAUUGUUGCAUAUGUGGAACACAAGCGUGUCUGAGAGUGUGUGAGAGAGCUGUGUAAGGUGUAACCUAAGUGUUAGAAUAAAAGUUUUAUAACAGAACUUUUCAGUUUCAUUUCUGUUAUGUGCGACUGUAAUCCUUUGGAUAAAUUAGUUUAUUUAAAGUUUUAGCCUUUUUGGCAUAUUUAAAAA
Messenger RNA from Papaver somniferum (opium poppy), 1113 nucleotides. RefSeq names its product probable thiol methyltransferase 2. The record is from RefSeq and is a predicted model, not a curated record. The coding region runs from base 85 to 795 and encodes 236 amino acids. Lineage: Eukaryota; Viridiplantae; Streptophyta; Magnoliopsida; Ranunculales; Papaveraceae. The transcript is spliced from 8 exons. Gene Ontology annotation, molecular function: S-adenosylmethionine-dependent methyltransferase activity.